This is a messenger RNA of Camponotus floridanus (Florida carpenter ant), 1709 nucleotides long. Its product is annotated as limbic system-associated membrane protein. Lineage: Eukaryota; Metazoa; Arthropoda; Insecta; Hymenoptera; Formicidae. The transcript is spliced from 10 exons. The record is from RefSeq and is a predicted model, not a curated record. Gene Ontology annotation, biological process: synapse organization; homophilic cell-cell adhesion. Gene Ontology annotation, cellular component: plasma membrane; axon; neuronal cell body. The coding region runs from base 132 to 1571 and encodes 479 amino acids. Gene Ontology annotation, molecular function: protein binding; axon guidance receptor activity.
AAACGAGAUUAGUGUCUCGUGAAAGACCGAAGAGAUCACAUGUCUGAGAAAAAGAGCUGAAUAUUUUUUCGGUGUAAUUUUGAUACAAAUUUUUUAUAUUUGUGUUAACGAGUGUGUAAUUACUAAGAAGAAUGCUACGCUUUGUUAUUUACGCUUGGAUAUUUUACAUCUAUGAUUUAUUUAUGAUAGGGACGCAAGCUACGGUGAACUCCGACUUCCAAAGCUACCCGACGACGGUAAAAACCUAUGAGAAUGACACGGUUUUGUUGCCCUGUUACGUGGAAGAUCAGGGCGCGCAAACUAGGAUUAAGUGGUGGCGAGAGGAGACUCUUCUGGCCGACAGCAGCGAGCGAAACCGACCGAAAGAAUCACCCGAAAGAAUCAUCAUGUAUCAGAAUGGUACCCUACAGAUUCUAAACGUGCAACGGGAGGAUAGCGGCCAAUAUGUGUGCCAGGUGACCCGACUGACUUCCUGGGGGGGAGUUACGCAACUACACAAACUCGAAGUAAUGUAUCCACCAAGCGUGGAGACUAUACCGGCGUCCGGCGAGCUAGAGGUCAAUCUGGGAGAGACGGUGUACAUGCAAUGCGUAGCGAAGGGUGUACCAACUCCCAUCAUAAGUUGGAGGACAGAGGAGGGAGAAAUCCCAUUAUUGGAUGUCAGAUCGCAAUUGAGUUUUCGUGCUGAAAAUCGAAAUCUUUCUGGUAGGUAUACCUGCGUCGCCACUAAUGAAGUCAGCGAUCCCGCCAUUGCGCAUAUAGAUCUACGUAUUAGAUAUAAGCCGGAGAUCUUCGUGAAGAAGCCAUGGGUGCACGCGUAUCCGGGAAUACGAGCACAGCUAAAUUGCAUAGUGACCGCCUGGCCCGAGGCGAAGGUUGAUUGGUAUUUCAGAAAUGAAACAUUGAAAUACACAUCGCGUGUAGUAAAAUAUAGCAUUGGAAACGAUUACAGACUAAUGAUCAGGAAUGUAAAUGAAAGCGAUUAUGGUUCCUAUCUCUGCAGAGCUUCGAAUUCUCUGGGAUUCACGGAAAAGAUUAUCGAGCUAUCGGGGAUUGCGAAUCAGGCGAUCUUUAAGAAAGAGUCGCGCAGCACGUCAAGCACAUCGUAUAACUUCAUCUGGGAGGUCGACAGUUAUUAUCCCAUCAUCGAAUAUCAAUUCUGGUUUCGUAAAUAUAAGAAGGAUACUAACGAUAAAUGGCGCAGACUGCAUAUACCCGGUGACAACGACGUUCUCAGCUCGGUGGUGCAUGUUCGUUCCUUCAAUUUGACAGGCUUGGAUGCGGCGACCCAUUACGAGGCAACCGUUUUGUCCAGAACUCAACAUGGAUGGAGCCAUCCCUCAGCGAUACUGCACUUUCACACCGAAGGAGCUUCCGUUGAUUCCAGCGAAAAUUUCGAGACUGAUGACGAUCAAAAGAAUAGGAUAGCAGUUAUACAACUCGCAUCCAUGUCGCAACACUAUCCUUUGGCAACGGAUGCAAAUGGAUCAACAUAUUAUCAAGUGAAAACAUUAUUAUUGAUAUCAUGUAUGUCAUGUACUUUAAUCAUAUCAUUUGACGGCACAUUUUAAAUGUUUGUACAAAAUGCGAGAAAAAUAUAAAACGGACUGUUGUAAUUUUUGUAUGAUAUGAUUAUUUGUGAAAGUUGCCGGUCGCGCAUGCUGAUUGCGUUGUAUCGAUAAGUCAUCCUCCAUUAAUGAAAAUAUUGC